Priceomyces carsonii is the source of this 2034-nucleotide messenger RNA. RefSeq lists its product as uncharacterized. The coding region runs from base 1 to 2034 and encodes 677 amino acids. The record is from RefSeq and is a predicted model, not a curated record. The transcript is spliced from 2 exons. Lineage: Eukaryota; Fungi; Ascomycota; Pichiomycetes; Serinales; Debaryomycetaceae.
AUGAACAAUAUUUUAGAUGAGCUUUCGUUGCCCCAGUGCUCGGAUUUCACAUGUGUAUCAGAUUGCGAAAGCAGUUCCGAUGAAAGUUUGACGAACGAAGCGGAAGAGCCGUCAAUUUUAUCGACCUAUACUAGUGAUAGUUCCAAAAUGAAUUAUACUUAUGACAAAGAGGAAAUGAAAGAUUUAUUCAAGAACCUUUCCAGGCUCUUCUCCGCAAAUAAAUACUAUGAAAUCUUAACUUUAAUUCCGAGCUUGCAUCACUACGUCAAGUUAUCAAAUCCCGUUUGUAUUAUAAUAGCGUCUACUUUGUUUGCACUUGGAAGAGGUAAGGCAGCCUUAAGGGAGAUUGCAUUGGUUAUAGAGAAAGAAAAUGACCCAGAGGAGAAGGAGAGAUAUAUUCAAUACUUAAUAGACAUAUUCAAGCAAUUAGGUAUGGGACAGAGGGCAGUAGCUUGCUUUAACGAGCUUAUCGCAAUUAAAAAGACUGAAAUUAUGAUAAGCUAUGAUGAUGUUGAAAAAUCGUGUUCAUUGAACGAACAAGUGAAGUUAUAUGAAAGAGCUUUGCUGGAGUCAAAGAAUGACGAUAAAAACAGCUUGUAUUUAAAAAUGGAGAGUCUUCCAAUUCAUGAGCAGGCUCAAAAUUACUUAAAAGCUAGUGGUAACUUGCAUUUCUUUUCAUUAGGAAGAAUAUGCAUUCAGAUUAAGAGCACCAUCGAUGAAGCCAUAGUUAUCUUGAAAGCAUUUCUGACUCAGAAAAAAAAGAAAAUAUCUCAAGAUCCCCUAAAACUAAUAUUCGAUGCCCUAAUGCUCCUUGGGCCGCGUUACUUAUAUCUUGAUUUGCUCAAUUAUACUGAUUCAAUAAUUGAGCACAUCAAGAAGAAUACAGCGCUUCAGGCGGCCGAUGAUAAAGAUCCUCUAAGUGUUUUAUCUGAAAUACGAAAAGGUGAGAAAAACUCUUCCGAAUCAUCAUACGAAAAAUAUGGAGAAGUAGUAAAACACAAAUUUAUAUUUGCCUAUCUCAAUCUUCUUCAAGAAGAUUACAAUAAUGCAGUCGUAAAAUAUGAAUGGAUUCUUCAGUUUAUUGAUCAAUUACCUGAAUGCUUUCGAUCAUGUAUUUCUAAAAACUCUUUUUUGUCUCAUGUCACUAAAAGUGUCGUUACAGUAUUGUUAAACCGGUGCUUUCUUUUUGGCGAUAUUGAUUGCGAUAAAGAGAAACUGAGUGAAAUGUUUUCUCAGCUCCUAGAAAGUACCACUUUGAGUACCAGAUCUGAAUAUCUAUGCGGAAGGUUGGCUUCUUAUUUCGUUUCUUUUGGUCAAUUGUACCAGAGAGCUGCUAUCAAACAAGCUGCAAAAAUUACAAUUGAAUGCGAAGAUCCAUUAAAAACGGUAACCGCGAUAAGACUAGAGACAACUAAUACAGAGGAAAUGGUUCGAAAAUAUAUUAUCGCCAGUGCUAAUAAAGCCCACGAUGAUCCUACUGUUAUCUCAUUAUAUGACAUGAUCAUCUGGGGUUUAUUAUGCCACGGAGGAAUUCACUUGAAGACUUUAUGGUUCUUCAUAUUUAUAAGGCAUUAUUUUCAUGUCGAAUUUGAUUUCGGUGCAUUGCAUACAUCGCCCUCUCAUGGCUGUACCGAGUUGCUAGAAGAAGAGAUAUUUAAUAGAUAUUCCAAUGGGUGGGAACUAGUUGAAAAGAUAUUCGACCUUAGAUUCAUGCUUACAAGAGAAGAACAAGAAAGUAUUUGGGAUCCCAGUAACGGAAAUCUAUUCUUAGCACCUCAAAUAUUCGAUGCUGGGGCUAAGCUACUCUUGAUGGAUCUGUUUUACGACGAAAAUUUGCGUAGUUCAUCAUCAAACUUCGUAUUCGUGUCGGAAUUUCAAGUCAAGCACAAGUUAAGAAGUCAUAUCAAGCUUCAAGGUAGAAGCAUAACCCAGCAGUUAGAAGUAAGCAGAGAUUUAAUAUCUUUUUGGUGCUCAGCAUAUGAAGAAUGCCAUGGCUUAAUACCGUCUGCCGUUAGGGAUUUUCUCAUGGAGUAG